AUGACGGAAAACAAUAUUGCCCCCUCUACUACGCAGCCUGCGACUUUGCCUGCCCCUGUCGCGGAGCCUCCCAUCCAGGCCACGGCGGCAGCUACCGCCUCGGUCACCGCGACCGCGGCCGCUGCCACCGCUGCGGUCAACAGCCCCUCCAUGAAUGGAGGAGGCGAGCAGCUGCCUUGCCAAUGGGUUGGCUGUACGGAGAAGUCCCCCACUGCCGAGGCUCUCUAUGAGCACGUCUGCGAACGCCACGUUGGCCGCAAGAGCACUAACAACCUCAACCUCACCUGCCAGUGGGGUACCUGUAAUACUACGACCGUCAAGCGGGACCACAUCACCUCUCACAUUCGGGUACACGUGCCCCUCAAGCCUCACAAGUGUGACUUUUGUGGCAAGGCGUUCAAGCGCCCCCAGGAUCUGAAGAAACAUGUCAAGACCCAUGCCGAUGACUCCGAGAUUCGGUCUCCCGAGCCAGGCAUGAAGCACCCUGACAUGAUGUUCCCUCAGAACCCCAAGGGAUAUGCCGCUGCCACCCAUUACUUUGAGAGCCCUAUCAACGGCGUCAACCCCCAAUAUGCACACGCCGCCCCUCAGUACUAUCAACCACACCCUCCCCCUCAGGCCGCCAACCCGCAUUCUUACGGCAACGUGUACUACGCCCUGAGCCAGGGCCAAGACGGAAACCAUGCCUACGAUCGCAAGCGCGGCUACGACGCACUCAAUGAGUUCUUCGGCGACCUCAAGCGUCGCCAGUUCGAUCCUAACUCCUAUACCGCCGUUGGCCAACGUCUCCUCGGCUUGCAGGCUCUCCAGCUCCCUAUCCUCAAUGGCCCCGUUCCUGAAUACCAGCAAAUCCCUGCACCUGUCGCCGUCGGCGGCGGUGGUGGUUACAGCCCUGGUGGCUCCCAGCCUCCUGGAUACCACCUUCCCCCGAUGUCCAACGUCCGAACCAAGAACGACCUGCUCAACAUAGACCAGUUCCUCGAGCAGAUGCAGAACACCAUCUACGAGAGCGACGAGAAUGUAGCAGCUGCUGGCGUCGCCCAGCCCGGUGCUCAUUACGUUCACGGUGGUAUGAACUAUCGCGCAACACACUCUCCUCCCACUCAACUCCCACCCAGCCAUGUCACCGCCACACCCGGCCCUAUGAUGCCCGCUCAAGCCCAUUCCCCGUCGGUCGGCACUCCCGCCCUGACUCCCCCCUCCAGCGCCCAGUCAUACACCUCGCAACGCUCUCCUAUCUCCAUGCACCACGCGCAGCGCGUGUCUCCUCCCCAUGAGAGCGGUGCGGGCAUGUACCCGCGUCUGCCGUCCGCCACUGUCGCCGACAGCAUGACGGCCGGAUACCCAACCACGUCAGGAGCCGCCCCGCCCUCGACCCUGAGCGGCGCGUACGAUCACGACGACCGUCGCCGAUACACCGGUGGCACUCUGCAGCGCGCCCGCCCAGCCGAGCGAGCCGCUACCGAGGACCGCAUGGAUGUCUCUCAGGACAAGGAAGGCGACCGUACCCCGACCAAGGAGCGCCCCAUGCACAUCUCGGAGAGCUUGAUUGAUCCCGCUCUGUCCGGUGCGUCGCCCGAUCCCGACCAGGAGGUCGCUCAGCGCACUGCACAGGCUGCCACUGAAGUUGCCGAACGCGAUGUCAAUGUCGCUUGGGUUGAGAAGGUUCGUCUGUUGGAGAACCUUCGUCGCUUGGUCUCCGAGCUUUUGGAGGCCGAUGGCCAGACCGCCCCUGCGCAAAGUAACUCUGCUUCCCCCACACCUGGGCUUGAUGCCAUGGAGGGAGUCGAGACUGCCUCGCGCGCCGCUUCCGAACAGCCGAGGGAGGAGUCUGCCAAGGCCGAGAGCACAGUCUUCUACCCGACGUUACGUGGGCUGGAUGAGGAUGGAGACUCUAAAAUGCCUGGCGAUGAUGCUUGA
Molecule: messenger RNA, 1920 nt
Organism: Penicillium brevicompactum
Lineage: Eukaryota; Fungi; Ascomycota; Eurotiomycetes; Eurotiales; Aspergillaceae
Gene: pacC
Product: putative C2H2 transcription factor PacC
Exons: 2
Coding region: 1-1920 (639 amino acids)
Biological process (GO): positive regulation of transcription by RNA polymerase II
Cellular component (GO): nucleus
Source: RefSeq, a predicted model, not a curated record